UUAAUUCAUGCUUAAAUCUUGACAGUUUAUUAGAACUCAAUAGUAAUUAUUUUCAUUAUAAAAAAUGCAUCAGAUAUCUUCAGAAUACCCAAGUACCUGCCUUUAAUGAUUGUGGAUUCCAUACUCUUAUUUCAGUACCUUUCUAUUGAUGUUUGAUAAGUUCUACCAUAAAUUAUAAAUAUCUCAUAAAUAUACAAGGUGUCAGAGAAAGUGUAACUAUUAUAAAGGCUACAUACAUUUUGAACUCCUAAAGAAAUAAGAAGAUCAGGAUGGCCGUGAAGCAGAUGUUGGUUGAUCACGGCGCGGCCACGGACGCCGCCGGUACCGACGCCCGCCUUCAGCUGCUGCUGCGCCAGCACGAGAUAGCCAGCAGGAAUGGCCACCGCAGGGACGAGAUCUGCAUCAGCAUGGUGAUCGGUCUUGGUACCUGUUCGGUGCCUACUGAAGCGGCCAGCUUCAAGAAGUUCAUCACCGAUCUGCACAAGGUGGAGGACCUGCUGAGGCAGGAGUGCUCCAAUUUGGACCUUCUCUACGCCACCCUGAGGGCUUUGUACAACGAGAUUUCGGACAACAACAAGAACUUGUCUCCAGCCAUGUCUAUUGUCCUUCGGUUGAUCUCAUCUGAAAUGAUUUCUGACGCAGUCAAGUGGAUCCUCAAUUCUGGUUACAAGGAGGUGAAACUAGAGAGAGCGCUUCUCAACCUUUGCCUGUGGCUUACCAAGUGGACAUAUACUCCAAAUCUUAGUCCUCUGGUUGUUUCAUUCAUGGAGGCUUUGGAAGAAGAACAACAUGUGAACAUACUCAUCGAUGUUACUCUAGUCACCAUAGAACCUUUAUUCAAACUCCUGAUCCUUCCGGAUUUCAGGAAAAACGUUGGCCCUGUUGUCUUCCAUAUGUUGGGGAAAGCACACAACACGAUGGAGGUGUACCAAAAAAUAUUUCCGCUAAUAGAUGAAGUAGCUACCUUCUUAGAUAAGGAAAACACCGAAGAUAGUCACUUGUACCUUAAAAAAAUAGCAAAACUCUGCUCCGACCUCAGAGACCACUAUCCAGCUUAUCAGGGUGCUUACCAGAGACUUGAAAUAUUUCUUAGUACACCCGAAAUCACAGAAUGUAAAACUGUGAUAGUGGCUGAUAAAACUUGGGGUCCAAAGGUCAAGAAGAUCUCCAGGAAACCUGGUUUCAAAGUGGGACUUAAUAAUCUCGGAAAUACAUGCUAUUUGAACAGCGUUAUACAGGCUUUGUACAUGACUAAACUGUUCAGGAACAACGUACUGAUGCUCGAUCAUAACGGCAUGCCUUUGUUCCACAACGUUCAAGAUUUGUUUGUGCUGUUGCAGUAUUCGAAUAGGAUGACGCUUUCACCAAAUAGCAUUGUGAGUAUAGCCAGACCUGCUGGGUUCCAAGUAGGUUUUCAACAUGACAGUUCCGAGUUUUUACUACACCUGUUGGACAUUCUGCAUGAGCAGGAAGUGGAGGAAUUGAAGGAAAAGACGAAUGAAGCCACAACCUCGAGUGAAUCCAACAUACUACCGAACACGAUAGUCCAACAAUCGUUCGGUGGCAGGACCAUGACUGUGUUUACUUGUGGCGAGUGCAGCUCGCACAGCGAGAAAAUCGACAACUUUCGAGAGCUGCCGCUGUGUUUCCCCGACGAGGAGGAUGACGGUUACGCAGAGAAGCAUUCGGUAUCCGCCCUGUUGGACCUGUACCUGCGACCGGAGAAGCUGUGCGGUCAGAACCAGUACCAUUGCGACAAGUGCGGUUUGAUGGACGGCGAGAAGGUGACGAGAAUCAUACAGGCGCCCCGCAGAUUGAUAAUGACCCUAAAACACUUCAAAUACGACUUCAGGAUGCAGAGGAAGACUAAACUUUUACACAGAGUGAAAUUGGAAGAGUAUAUUCAACUGAAUGGUGUUGGAUAUGAGUUAUAUGCCGCAGUUGUGCACCAUGGAACCAACGCUGAUCACGGACAUUAUUAUUCCCUUGCUAAGGAAGACGAACAAUGGUAUAAAUUCAACGACAAUAUAGUUAAGAAACUUAGUCAGUCCCACAUUUACGACUUGAAGCCACCAGAAACUCCCUACAUCUUAUUCUACAGAAGUCAAGAAUCAGAAGAACCCCAAAGUAUUGAAGAAUCGGGUUUACCAGUGAGGUUACAAGACAUAGUUCAGAAGGACAUGGAAGAGAAAGAGGAAGAUGAUAAAAGGAGCAGACCAACCUACUUUUACAACACUAGGCAAAAUAAAAAUAAUGACGAUUCGACGCCACCCGGUAGUGGAGAUGGCUUUUCCGAUUCGUCUUCAAACAUGUUCGUGUUUUGAGGUGGGACUGUGGCACAACGUGUAAUAUUUGUAAAUGUUUUAUUGUAAUAUAAAAGUAGGUACACUUUUAGUGAGUUGCGGGUCCUUUGGGGUACUCCCUCUCGAUUGUUUUAUGUUCACCACGGAUACCAGGUGGCUUGUAACUGUGUUUUGGACGUAUUCGUUAUGGGACAUGAAAUUUUCGUUGUAUUUUCAAAAAUAAUAGAAUUUUGAUUGUUUUUUUUAUUUUUCAUUUUGAUUGAAGGAUUCGCUUAUUAUAAAAUUUCGAUAUUUAUUAUUAAAAUUGUACAUAUUAA
Harmonia axyridis is the source of this 2620-nucleotide messenger RNA. RefSeq names its product ubiquitin carboxyl-terminal hydrolase 35 (gene DUBAI). Gene Ontology annotation, molecular function: cysteine-type endopeptidase activity; cysteine-type deubiquitinase activity. Gene Ontology annotation, biological process: protein deubiquitination. Lineage: Eukaryota; Metazoa; Arthropoda; Insecta; Coleoptera; Coccinellidae. Gene Ontology annotation, cellular component: nucleus; cytosol. The coding region runs from base 270 to 2324 and encodes 684 amino acids. The transcript has 8 exons. The record is from RefSeq and is a predicted model, not a curated record.